AUGGAGAGAGAGGGUCGGGUGGACUUCGGAAGAAGAGGAUUGUUUUGGUCGAAUCGGAGAGAUCGCGAGUCGACGGACGAGUCGAUCGCGGAUUUGGAGGCCGAAUUGAGGCGAGCUUAUUGGAAGAAGUCGUUGAAGGUUCAGAUCGCAUCAAAAGAAGCCAAGAAGAGUUUGGAUAUGGCAAAGGGUCGUUUGGAAACGGAGGCGAAUAGAUUGCGCGCGUCGAUCGAGUUGGAGGAGGAGGCACGUAGUCGUCUCCGAAGGAUCGCCGAGGCGAGAGAGAGCGCGAGUCGCGAGCUCGCGGAGAGGGAGGCGAGUAAGAGGGAGGAGAGAGAGAGACGCAGGGAGGAAGGGCUAAGGGAGAGAGAGGUCCUCGAGGAGGUCGAGAGGAGGUUGGAAGAGCGCGAGAAGUCGAGGACGUUGGAGAGGAAACUCGAACUGCGCGCGGAGAGGGCGGAGGAGAGGAGGAUAGUCGCGGAGCUCAGGGAGAUUCGUAGGGCGAACGAGAGGGAGGAGGAAGAGAGGAUAAAGAAGGACGGGGAGAGAUAUUCGCGGGAGAUCGAACGAAGGGCGAACGAUGCGAGGAGCCGGGCGAACGAGCACGAGGAACGACGAGAACGGGUUCUUACGUCGCUCCUAUCGACGAUUCUCGAGGAGGACAUGAGAAAGCGAGAGAGGGAAGUCCUCCUCGAGGAACUCGUCCUGGUGGAGAUCGAGCUUGACCGAACGAUCAAGGAUUGGAAGGAGAAAAAGUUAAGAACCACGAGGACCCUGGAACUACUUGAUUCUUUGAAUGAACAGAUUAGCUUGACGGAGCUCUGCAAGAUUAAAUUUUUAUUGCGCGAUAAGGAAUUCGCCGAGGAGAGUAUGAGGAGAUUGGCCGAAGACGAGAGAACUCUUCGAUUAACGGCCGAAGCGAAAAGAAGGGCGAUAUUGAGAUAUCGCGAGGAUCUCGAACGAAUGAUCGCCGAACGUCGGAGGAUAAGGGACGAGGAAAUUCAUAGGAUCGAGAGGGAAUUCGAGAAGGAACGUAGAAUGGAGGAAUUAAGGGCUGAGACCGUUAAGAUAGAACGCCGCUACUUAUUGCUCGAGCAUGCUUCGAACGUUGGAGAAUUUUUGAGCGAGAGACAUCUUACCGAGAGGGAACGAGAUGUACUCGAGCGAAGAAUGAGCUCGACGAUAAGUUGCGAUAGGGUCUCUUUAUAA
Messenger RNA from Vespa crabro (European hornet), 1206 nucleotides. Its product is annotated as trichohyalin-like. Lineage: Eukaryota; Metazoa; Arthropoda; Insecta; Hymenoptera; Vespidae. The record is from RefSeq and is a predicted model, not a curated record. The transcript has a single exon. The coding region runs from base 1 to 1206 and encodes 401 amino acids.